AUGUCGAAACCAAGAUACCUAACUGAUUCAGAAAGGGCCAAGGUGUUAGAAUUUCAAGAUAUGAUCCAUUAUAGUCCGAGAUAUAGUGAUGAUUCUCAUGAAUACCGUCAUGUGAUGUUGCCAAAGAAUAUGUUAAAAGUGAUUCCUCAAGAUUAUUUCAACCCAGAAACAGGUACUUUAAGAAUAUUAUUAGAAGAAGAAUGGAGAGGAUUAGGUAUCACACAAUCUUUAGGUUGGGUCCAUUAUGAAACUCAUGCUCCAGAACCUCAUAUAUUGUUGUUUAAAAGACCAUUAUCUUCGGGUCAAUAA
Candida tropicalis MYA-3404 is the source of this 309-nucleotide messenger RNA. It is a transcript of the gene CKS1, whose product is annotated as cyclin-dependent protein kinase regulatory subunit. The transcript has a single exon. Lineage: Eukaryota; Fungi; Ascomycota; Pichiomycetes; Serinales; Debaryomycetaceae. Bases 1 to 309 code for a protein of 102 amino acids. The record is from RefSeq and is a predicted model, not a curated record. Gene Ontology annotation, cellular component: SCF ubiquitin ligase complex; cyclin-dependent protein kinase holoenzyme complex. Gene Ontology annotation, molecular function: histone binding; cyclin-dependent protein serine/threonine kinase activator activity; ubiquitin binding. Gene Ontology annotation, biological process: regulation of mitotic cell cycle.